AUGUCAUUACCUUUGAGACGACCUCUGGAAAAUGUGGCUUCUCUUGACCGGGCCCUAGAAGACCUAAUAGUCAGAUUUAUCAUUAAUUGUCCCGCUGAAGAUUUCUCUUCCGUAGAAAGAGAACUGUUCCAUGUAGAAGAAGCGUCAUGGUUUUACACCGAUUUUAUCAAGCUCAUGAACCCAAAUCUGCCCAACAUGAAGAUUAAGUCGUUUGCGCAGCAUGUGAUCAAACUGUGCCCCUUAAUAUGGAAAUGGGACGAUCGUGCAGAACAAGCGCUUCAGAAAUUCUCCCAGUACAAAAAAAGCAUCCCAGUACGUGGUGCUGCGAUUUUCAACAAAAGCUUCUCGAAAAUCUUGCUCGUAAAGGGCACAGAAUCUGAUUCGUGGUCAUUUCCGCGCGGUAAAAUCUCUAAGGACGAGAACGACGUCGACUGCUGCAUUCGUGAAGUCCUGGAAGAAAUCAACUUUGACCUCACAGAUUACAUCGACGAGGAACAAUUUAUCGAGCGCAACAUACAGGGCAAAAACUACAAAAUUUUCCUGGUAAGUGGGGUUCCUCAAGAUUUCGAUUUCAAACCACGCGUUAGAAACGAAAUCGAGAAAAUUGAAUGGAGAGAAUUCAAAAAAAUUACACGUAACGGCAGCGGCAACGGCAAGCCCAACGCCAGGUAUUACCUCGUGAACUCAAUGAUCCGGCCACUGACUCUGUGGGUCAAGAGUAAGAAACAGGUCGAAAACGAGGACCAACUCAAAUCUCAAGUCGAGGAACAAUUAAAGGUACUUUUGGGUAUUAAAAAGGAAGAUGCCGUUGAUCCUGGCAGAGAGCUCCUAGAUAUUCUCCAAAAAGCCGUCAAUCCGCAGGUUUCAAAUGCUAGCACGGAGCAGAACGGUGCAGGUAUAGAAGAAACUCAUCACAUCCCCCCGUUCACCAUCCCAGCGCCAACAUUCAUGGCACCACCACCUCAAUUUCAGCAGCAGUUCCCCUUCAUGGCUUUUCAGCCGUUUGCCCCAUUUCCCUUCAUGAACGGAUCCGGAAUGCAAAUAGGUUCCGUUCCCCAGUCCACUAGCGAGGUACAUGACAUGACAAGACCUCCUCCAAUCCCCAGUAUGAAUGUCAACGCAAAACCCAGUGUCGCAGAGGAUGAAGUUCAGACCUCUGAUUCGAGAGAGCUUUUGAAUUUGCUCAAGAAGAAAAACGCUACUCCUAAGUCUUCACCUAAACCCAAGAUGAAGCUCUUAAGGAGGGGUGAAGAACCAAAUUUCAAUGAUAAAAGCCCCCCUAUGGGGGAAGCAGAAAUUCAGAUCCCAAAAACUCAGGCAAGAAGUGAUUCGAAAAUUCUGCUAGAUGUCCUGAAAAAUGCAAACCAGCCCGCUUUUAAUGAAAGCUCAAACGUCAACGAAAUCACAGCGACCAAUGGUGCGGAUUUAUUAAGUAUAAUCAAAAAGGAGGCUACAACAAACGGGAAUAACUAUCAACAUCCUCCGCCACCAAAACCUGCAAGUACGUUUACUGAGGAAAGCUCGGAUUAUGAGGACUUUGAAUGUAGCUCAGAAGAUGAUCACGAGGAGCAGACUGAGCAAUUAAGAAACUUAGAAGCGGAGGAAGAUCCAUCUGGCCCAGCAGAAGAACAGGUUUUGAAAGAAGAUUUUAUUAACGUCGACGCCAUUCCUCAUGUGGAUCCUGAACUGGAUAUGAGCGUAUGUUCAAUUGAUGGAGAUUCGGUCAAAAAAACAAAUGAAGUACCAAACAAGCCAAAAAUCAAACUUUUAAGACGUGGGCAAACUUUAGGAGACGUUGUUUCAAGAGAUGGUAGCAGUAAGAACAACGAAAUCGGAGCCGGCCAGUUGCAGAGCAAGCCACAGAUCACUCCAGCCAACGAUCGCGAUGUCCAGAGAAGCGCUUCUCAUUAUAUGGACGCGUUUGUACCACCUCAAGAAUCGCCAGCUCCAAAUCCAGAAAACUUCGUCAAUACCGUACCCAGUAUUAAUAAUCAAAGCGACCCAAGAUCAGGGUCGCAAGAGCUCUUAAAACUUUUAAAAAAACCAAGCUUAGCACAGCCUCACAAUGACCAACCAGUUCUUGAAAGUUCACCAGUCCAGACCGGCCCCGCUUCUAGUAAUGGAGCAGGGACGGAAUUGCUCCAGCUAUUGAAGGGUAAUCGAGAACAUAACGCAGCUCUGCAACACGAUGUUCAGCCGACUCAAAAUCAAAAGCCCAUCCAUCAGGUGCCCAAUCCCCCCAAUGCCAUUAACCCACCACCUUCCACAUUGACGGGAUCCACUUCACCAUAUUCAACGCCCUCGCAUCUUGGUAACUUUUUGCCGUUUGUGACUUCCCCGUCUGCUAGCCAACCGGCAAGCCAUAUGAGCAGUCCACAAAAUAACAUAGCAUUCGCUCCAAAUUUUCAUGGAGUUGACGCAUUUAAUCUAUCGCAGUCAGAUCGCGGGGCGGCAAAUGAACUACUUAAUAUGCUACAUAAGAGACAAUGA
Lachancea mirantina is the source of this 2490-nucleotide messenger RNA. Lineage: Eukaryota; Fungi; Ascomycota; Saccharomycetes; Saccharomycetales; Saccharomycetaceae. The record is from the annotation of a GenBank genome assembly.